Molecule: messenger RNA, 531 nt
Organism: Vanderwaltozyma polyspora DSM 70294
Lineage: Eukaryota; Fungi; Ascomycota; Saccharomycetes; Saccharomycetales; Saccharomycetaceae
Product: 60S ribosomal protein eL6
Exons: 2
Coding region: 1-531 (176 amino acids)
Biological process (GO): cytoplasmic translation; ribosomal large subunit assembly
Cellular component (GO): cytosolic large ribosomal subunit; ribosome
Molecular function (GO): RNA binding; structural constituent of ribosome
Source: RefSeq, a predicted model, not a curated record
AUGAGUGCUCAAGCUGCUCCAAAGUGGUAUCCAUCUGAAGACAUCUCAGCUCCAAAGAAGACCAGAAAGACUGCUCGCCCACAAAAGUUGCGUGCUUCUUUGGUCCCAGGUACCGUCUUGAUCUUACUUGCUGGUCGUUUCAGAGGUAAGAGAGUCGUCUACUUGAAACACAUGGAAGACAACACUUUGUUGGUCACUGGUCCAUUCAAGGUCAACGGUGUUCCAAUUAGAAGAGUUAAUGCUCGUUACGUCAUUGCUACCUCCACCAAGGUUUCCGUUGCUGGUGUUAACGUUGAAAAGUUCAACGCUGAAUACUUCGCUAAGGAAAAAUUGAACAAGAAGCAAAAGAAGGAAGCUAACAUGUUCCCAGAACAACAAGUCAAAGAAUUGAAGACCGAACGUGUCGAAGACCAAAAGAACGUCGACAAGGCUUUGUUAGCUGAAAUCAAGAAGACUCCAUUGUUGAAACAAUACUUAGCUGCUUCUUUCUCUUUGAAGAACGGUGAAAAACCACACAUGUUGAAAUUUUAA